Penicillium brasilianum is the source of this 1567-nucleotide messenger RNA. The record is from the annotation of a GenBank genome assembly. Lineage: Eukaryota; Fungi; Ascomycota; Eurotiomycetes; Eurotiales; Aspergillaceae.
AACGAAGAUACGUUGCUAGAAUCUGCUCUCUUUUCUUUAUAUUCUACAACAUAGGUGACUUGCCAUUGUUCAAUUCAAAACAACUUCCUUGUAGUCCUCAGCUAUUACACAUUGCAGUCCCUUUGCCGUUACUCUAGAUUGAUAUUUCAUUGACCAUGGCUGACGCGGUAGUCCAAUUACGGUGCGGUGUCAAGAAUGACGACUGGGGGAAGAAGGGAAAACAGUCGAUGGCUGCUCAACUCUGGUCUCAAACGCCCGGAACUGAUGAAAUCGAUGAGUCGAAGCACUACUCCGAGAUGUGGAUGGGCACGUAUCCAUCGAAUCCGUCCUACUUAUUGUCCACGGGAGAACAGCUGGGUGAUUACAUCAAGAAGAACCCGCAACUGGUGGGCAAGUCGGUCCUGGACAGAUAUGGACCUGAAAUCCCAUUCUUGCCCAAAAUCCUCUCCUUCUCCAAAGCACUUCCCCUCCAGAUCCACCCCGACCUGAAGCUCGCGGAGAAAUUGCACAAGCAAGACCCUAAGAAAUACGGAGACUCCAACCACAAGCCCGAGAUUGCAGUUGCCCUCUCCAAAUUCGAGCUCUUCGCCGGGUGGAAACCACUCAAGGAUAUCCAAGCGCUCUUCAAGCUGAAACCCCUGGAGCAAUUCGUCCCCAAUAACUCAAGCACCUUCGACGAUGAGACUCUACGCAAAGCAUGCAUGUCUCUCCUCAGCGCCCCUCCCACCGAAGUUUCCGCCACUAUCAAAGAACUACAAAGCCUUCCAGAGUCCCAAUUCGGCGCAUAUUCAUAUAUCCCAGGCCUACUGGACCGUCUGAACAAGCAAUACACGGACAGGGAUAACGGCAACCUCGUCGCCGCCCUGUUAAUGAACUACAUCACCCUAGGCCCGGGAGACUCCGUCUUCGUCCCUGCAGAUAGUAUCCACGCCUACCUGGAAGGCGACAUUGUCGAAUGCAUGGCCCGAUCCGACAACGUAAUCAACACGGGCUUCUGCCCCAGAGCAGAGCGCGAUUCUGUCGAGUUGUUCGGGCAAGCGCUAACCUUCGUCCCGCACGAUACUCAGGGGGCGCUGUUACCCCGGCGCAAGAGUGAUAAGGGGUCGCAGGGCCGGACGGACGUGUAUGCGCCGCCGAUUAGUGAGUUUUCGGUGCUCGUUACGACGCUCGGGGCGGGAGAGAUGGAGACGCACAAGGCGAUUCUGGGCCCAAGUUUGUUGAUCGUUACUAAGGGGUGUGGGGAGAUGAAGAUUCCGGGCAAUAAGACGGUGGAGCUUAAGAAGGGGUAUGUUUUCUUUGUUGGCCAGGGGGUUGCGUUGGACUUUGGCACGGAGAAGGGGUUGGCGGUUUACCGCGCGUAUGCGGAGUAGGAGAAUGGGGUGUUUUGAAUUUACUGUUCUUGCCGUGGGUCAUGGAUGGGAGAGUCUGGAGUGAUAGAUGGCUUCAAGGUGGCGGGGACUGCCGUCUUGGGCUGAUUCUUGUUUUGGCUCGGGGCGUGUUGUACAUGGGUUAGAUUUAUCAAGUACUGGACAAUGACGGGUUGGAAGAAUUACAUAUUACAGCCUCA